AUGAAAACUUUAUCCCUAGUUAUCAAGGAACGUAAUGAGAUGGGUAUCUUGCGAGAAUAUGUUGUUGGUUCAUUUGGUACAAAUGAUCCAAAGUAUAAGGUCACGGGUGGCCCAAGCAAUGAAGUGGUAAAUUGUGCUUGUAAUCAUUUUGAGACCGUUGGGAUAUUAUGUUGCCAUGCGUUGAAGGUGCUUGAUAACUUAGACAUAAAGUUAAUUCCUAGUGCUUACAUUUUGAAGAGAUGGACACGUGAAGCAAGAGAUGGAAUACUCGAGAAGCAUGGUUUAGAUACUCAGGGGAAUGGUGACAUGAAUGUUACUGAUAGAUAUAGAGAGGUGUGUCCCAAGUUUGUGAAGAUAGCAGUCAAGGGCUCAAGGGCUCACAAACUAUUCGGAGAUAUGAAUUUAGCAAGAAGAUGAUCUUGACCAUAAACA
Messenger RNA from Rhodamnia argentea, 432 nucleotides. RefSeq names its product protein FAR1-RELATED SEQUENCE 7-like. The transcript is spliced from 2 exons. Gene Ontology annotation, biological process: regulation of DNA-templated transcription. The record is from RefSeq and is a predicted model, not a curated record. NCBI's taxonomy places the organism in Eukaryota, Viridiplantae, Streptophyta, Magnoliopsida, Myrtales, Myrtaceae. Gene Ontology annotation, molecular function: zinc ion binding. Bases 1 to 417 code for a protein of 138 amino acids.